Pectinophora gossypiella (pink bollworm) is the source of this 6671-nucleotide messenger RNA. RefSeq names its product sideroflexin-2 (gene Sfxn2). Gene Ontology annotation, molecular function: monoatomic ion transmembrane transporter activity. Gene Ontology annotation, biological process: monoatomic ion transport; serine import into mitochondrion. NCBI's taxonomy places the organism in Eukaryota, Metazoa, Arthropoda, Insecta, Lepidoptera, Gelechiidae. The record is from RefSeq and is a predicted model, not a curated record. The coding region runs from base 355 to 1338 and encodes 327 amino acids. Gene Ontology annotation, cellular component: mitochondrial inner membrane. The transcript is spliced from 9 exons.
UAUUUUCGCUUCGUGCCGGGAAGCCGCUUCAUAACUCAAAAGUUUAUGCGGACUUUUGAGUUAAUUCGUUUGGGGUUCGGAGUAGGAGUCUACUCCGAGGGUGGGGGCUUAGGUUUCAUCAUCAUCACCUUUCAUCAUUUCGUUAAUCAUCAAGAAAAAAAAUACGUCAGACAUGGCUGUAUGGGCAUAGUUCCCUUUGCCUUACCCUUCGGGGAAAACCAAAACAAAAAAAAAAAAAAAAUAUUUCGAGAUUUCGUACGUGUGAUACCGUGAAAUCAAUUAUUUGUUGUUAAUAAUUUUCGAUUUCAAAAUAGUAAAAUUUUUGUACCAGCAAAAGAAACAUUACAGUACAUAAUGGACUCUGGCAAAAGAAUAGACAUCACUCAACCCUUAUGGGACCAGAGUACAUUUGUGGGACGGUUCAGGCAUUUUGCAUUUAUCAGCAACCCGCUUUUGUCUGUGGUGCCUGAGAAGGAAUUAUAUGCUGCUAAGGAAUUGUACAUGCAAUAUAAAGCAGGCCAGGAGCCACCGGGAACAAAGUUCGAGCAAGUGGUGCGAGCGAAGCAGCUGUACGAGUCAGCGUUCCAUCCGGACAGCGGGGAGCUGCAGAAUGUUUUCGGUAGAAUGUCCUUCCAGAUGCCAGGAGGUUGUCUCAUCACCGGCGCCAUGUUGCAAUGGUAUAGAACAGCAACAGCAGUAGUAUUCUGGCAAUGGGUCAACCAAUCGUUCAACGCGUUAGUGAACUACACGAACCGCAACGCCAAUUCUCCGCUGACCACCACACAGAUGGGCGUGGCUUACGUGUCCGCCACCUCCGCGGCUAUGGCCACCGCUCUGACCUUCAAGUUCUACGUCCAGAAGAGGACUAAGCAUCCUAUUGUUGCUAGGUUCGUGCCUUUCGUGGCAGUCGCCGCUGCCAACUGGGUGAACAUCCCGCUUAUGAGACAGAAUGAAAUCGCUAAGGGUUUGGAAGUAGCGGAUGAGAACGGAAAGAUCAUCGGCAAGUCGCAGAUAGCUCCAAUCAAAGGCAUAUCACAAGUAGUAACAUCUAGGAUAAUAAUGUGUUCUCCGGGCAUGUUGCUGUUACCGUUCAUAAUGGAGCGGUUAGAGAAAAAGGCGUGGAUGAAACGCAUCACGUGGGCGCACGCCGGGAUACAGACCGCUGUUGUUGGCAUGUUCCUCACCUUUAUGGUUCCUACAGCAUGUGCCAUAUUCCCUCAAAGAUGCAAACUUUCUAUAGACACAAUCAAGAAAUACGAAAAGGAAAAUUACGAAGAGAUUGUGAAGAACACCGAUGGAAAACCACCACAGUAUGUCUACUUCAAUAAGGGUUUGUAAGUACAAAUGUAUAGGUACAAAUUCUAUGCGUAUUUGCAUGGUUGAUUGAAGUAUUAGGAUAAGCAAAGGGAAUGGUAAUCGACAAUUACUAGUCUUAAUCUAAUUUAGAGUUUAUAUUCUUGUCUUGGAAAAUACGCACGUGUGAGAGAGAGGGAAUUAUUAUUCUUUCUCAUUUAUUUUAAUGAGGAAGGCCUUUUCACUGCAAUAAAAUAUAUGAAAUCAUUAUUUACUGUAAUCGCGAUUUUAUUGUUUAUUUUUUACGAAUUUGUCAAUAAUCUAUUUUAUGAAUCAUUUGUGUAUUAUUUAAGUAUUAUGCAUCCGUUUUUGAAAGUAUUUUUUUCAUUAAUGUAAUAUCGUGAUUCUUUUUUAUACUUUUUUAAGAUCUGUAUUUUUUUUAAUGUUAUGGUGCCAUGUUUUAUGACAUCUGGAAUUUGAGAUCAGAGAGAUAAAGUUGAAAAUGAUACCUGUUUGAUAACUGGUUUACGUUCACUGUUGAAUCAAUUGAUUGGGUGAUUCAUAUUAUGUGAUUCUUUCAUUUUCUUCUUUUGUUGAGUGUAUGGUGAUUAUAAAAGAUUUAAGGUCUGGCCAUUUGACUAACGAUAGUCAAGUCCAAUCUAAUAAGUAUUAAUAAAAUCUAUGCCCAGAAAGGAUAAUGUAUGGUAGUAGUUAUUCCAAAAUAAUUUUGUUAUCGUCUUAAAUUAGUUACUGUAUCGAAUACUCACCUCAUCAUCAGCCCUAUGACGCCCACUGCUGGGCAUAGGCCUCCCCCAAGGAUCUCCACGACGAUCGGUCCUGCGCUGCCCGCAUCCAGCGGCUUCCCGCGACCUUCACCAGAUCGUCGGUCCACCUUGUAGCGGGCCUACCCACUGAGCGUCGUCCGACACGUGGUCGCCACUCCAGAACCUUUCCGCCCCAUCGGCCAUCGGUUCUCCUCGCUAUGUGUCCUGCUCACUCGCAUGUCGCUAUGUGUGUGUGUAUGUGUAUCGAAUACUAAUAAAGUAAUAAUAUUUUGCCAACUUUGUCUCCCGCGGUAACUUUGCCCGAACUCCUGUAGCUGUUGUAGCCCAGUUGAUAGAACGCUUGCCUCUCACUUUGAGGUCGCAGGUUCGAAUCCAGCACAGGCCUAAACCAAUAAUUGUCGAAUGUGUUUUCGAAUUCAUGAUUGGAUCAUAAAUGAUUGUCACAGGCGGUGAAGGAAACGUCGUGAGGAAACUCACAUUCCCGAGAAAUGCAUUUUCGGACAGACAGACAGUCGCUUCUGUAAAAAACCGGACCUGUCAAAUCUUCAGGUUAGGUAAGCGGACCCUGUGAAAAACGAGAUAAUGCUAGGGAGAUGAUGACUAUCGAAUACGAAUAAUAUUUUGCCAACUUUGUCACUCGUGGUAACUUUGCUUGAAAACUGGUUACAAAUAUAUUAGAACUAUCUUUUAUUUCAGAUAGGGGCAUCUCAGUAGUACCUUAAAUUACUUUGACUUUUUAAAAAAGAUGUAAUUUUUCCAAGGUUUUAUUUUAUAUUUAUUUGGCCAGACCUAAAAUCUACAGUUUAGAGUGGAGUCUUUGAAUAAGUUACAUAUUUUUUUUAUUGACAUUCCAACACUAACCGCCGCAUGCUUUUAACACUUGCUUUUAAAUCCAUAUCUAAUACCUUCUAGUAUUCAUUUAUAAAAUCAUAGUAUUAUAUCGUAUUAUUUUCUUUAUUAUGGAGCUGAUAUAAGUAUUUAAAGUUAAGUAUACUUUUAUAAGCAGUAUACAAACAUUUGUAGGUUAGAAUCGUAUUCGUUUGAUCGAUAUUUGUAUAAUGUUUAUUAUGAAACCAGUCAAGCAAGUGUAAGCGUAACGAAUGUAGUGUACUGUCUACAUAUUUUACAUGCAUAAACUCGCGCCGGAAUCCGUAAUGGGGUGAGCAGAGCCGCCAUCAUCAUCAUCAUCAUCACCAGCCCAUUAACGUCCCCACUGCUGGGGCACGGGCCUUCCCUAUGGACGGAUAGGGAGAUCGGGCCUUAGCCCACCACGCGGGCCCAGUGCGGAUUGGUGGUUAUUAACGACUGCUAAUGCAGCCGGGACCAACGGCUUAACGCGCCUUCCGAAGCACGGAGGAACUCGAGAUGAAAACUUUUUUUCUGUGGUCACCCAUCCUAUGACCGGCCUUUGCGAAAGUUACUUAACUUCAACAAUCGCAGACCGAGCGCGUUUACCGCUGCGCCACCGAGCUCCUCCAGAUUAUUAUGGCUCAAAUGUAAAGUUGUUUUGAUAGCCGAAUACAAUUUAGCCUUUCUGCGUGGUAUAUUAUUCGCUAGUUUCACAUAAGAUAAGGUUAAAGUCUGUAGAGAUUUUAUAUUAUUAAUACUUAUGAACUGUUUUCAUUACUUGUCGAUAAGGUGGAGUCUCAUAAUCCCCAUUUUUAAACGCGGUAAGAACCCGUUAUUAUCUGUUUUAAUUAAGGUGUCUAAUAGCCUAUAUGGCGGAUUAAUGUCUGAUAGCAGUACAAAUGCCAGUUAAGUUUUGGAUAAUUAUAUCAAACACUUAUCAAGGUGGUUCUUCGAACACUGGAUGUCAAUAAAAUUAUCAUAAACGCAAAAAUAUCCUAGAAUAUUUUGUCGUUUUGCAAUUGAUUUACCACUACCGUAGAUACAGCGCUUGAUACAAACAUAACAUAAACAGCCUAUAUACGUCCCACUGCUGGGCACAGGCCUCCCCUCAAUCAACCGGAGGGGGUAUGGAGCAUACUCCACCACGCUGCUCCAAUGCGGGUUGGUGGAGGUGUUUUACGGCUAAUAGCCGGGACCAACGGCUUAACGUGCCCUCCGAAGCACGGAAUCAUCUUACUUUUCAGACAAUCAGGUGAUUCAAGCCUGAAAAGUCCUUACCAAACAAAGGACAGUCUCACAAAGUGAUUUCGACGAUGUCCCCAUCGGGAAUCGAACCCGGACCUCCAGAUCGCGAGCCUAACGCUCUAACCACUAGACCACGGAGGCUGUUGCUCGAUACAAAAAUACGGCGAAAACUUGGCGCUUGUUUAGCUAUACAUUCGUACACAGCGGUAUAUACAUUCAAUAAAAUCUUGUCAAAUUAAAAAAGUAUGCAUCGUGUUAUUACGUAUAUUAGCGCGUGAUGCUUCGUAACGCGGUGGGGUUAUACUGCGACUCGGAUUGACCGGGAGUACUUGGUGGGAUAAUUUUGGUGGGAUUUACUGCGAAAAUUAAAACGUUUAUACUAUGAUAAUAUGCACAAUGUCAUUACUUAUUAGAAAAUAUAUGAUGUUACAUCCUUCUUUUUUCGCUUUUAUUUUUGCAAGUUUUUACCACGCACUUCCCCGUGUUGCCAGUUCGGCGCCUAAUCGCGCACUGAGGUAAAGUACUGUCAACGUCGCUAUAUUAACAGUAACUUUGCGACCUACUUUUUGAGCGCUUAUGUUCAAUCUACGGUAGUAGUAAAACUAUGCGUUUUGCAAAUAUCCAUGUAGACCUUAUGUUCUAGAUAUUUCUAAAAUAUUCUAGGAUAUUUUUGUUUUUGGUCACGAGUACUAAUAUGUAUAAACUUUGCAACCAUGUCACAUUAACUUUUUUGACAAUUUAAACUGUAAGCCUCAUUAAAUGUCAAGUAUGAUAGUGCGACAGGGUUCUAAAGUGGGUACAUGAUAUUGCUCAUGACUGUUCAUGGUAAUAAAAUUGAACACCGGUGUUCAAAGAUCUACUCAUCAGCAAUAAUUGGUGAAACAGGACCUUAUAUUUUAUAUUACUAAUGAAAAGAUAGAAAUGUCACACCUCUGUCACAUUUACAAAGGAAUGGUUAAAUAAUUCUUAAAUCUGAUAAGCAGGGCUAACAAGCGCAACGCGAUAACAUUUUGUCACGGUCAUUUUAUCGAUUCUGACGGUAUAAUUAUGUCGUUUUGUCGAUUGGUGCUAAUAUGUGAACCCAAAUUAGUCAUGUUGUUCUGUCAAAAUACCAGCUAAAUCACGUGACACGCUUGUUAGGGAAAAACAAACUUAUCGAUUUCGACAAAAUGUAUUUAUUCGAUCGAUAAUUUUAUCACGCUGCACAUGUUAGCCCUACUGGUGGUCUAAAAAGGCCACAUUAAAGCAAUUCGUCUAAAAACAAUAUUUUAAUUUGACAUUUGUGCAAUGUCAAGUGAACAAAAUUAAUGUGAAAUAGCAGCAGGUAUUGCUUCAAUGUGGCCUCUUUAGCCCUAGAAAUAUAAAAACUAUGCGGUGGUUAAAAUAAUUCCCAUUUUUAAAAUAAUGUCCGUUGCACAGAUUAAAAUGGUUUGACUUAAUAAAAAAUAUGAAUGUCCUUUGUGAUUGUGACAUUGUAAUAUUUUGUUCUUCAUAUUUGUGUUUUUUAAUUGUUUGAAUUUCAUAACUUAGAUUAUCUAGUCUUAGUUUUAGUCAGUAAAACCUUUGGCCACGCUCAAAAUUUCGUGUUAAUUGUUAAUUUGUGAUGUUUUUACAUUCGUUUUUAUAAAAUUAUUUUUGUCAAUCUGAUUGACUUCGAUUGAAUCGAAUUGUUUAGAAAAAGGUCUGUGUAGGAGCACUUAAUUAAUUGUUUUCAUUUGUAAUUUCUAAUGAAUUAUACUUAAAUCAUUUUUUAUUCGAAUUUUAAUGUAGAAAUGCAAAGGUGGAAGUGUUAAAACUUAACAAAAGUGGUUGUGUUAGAGCAAGGUUACACGGUCAAUAUUUCAUCUGCCAAUCCAUCAGUCUGAUUGAUGCAGACUAAUUAUUUAAUCAGCCGUCUUCCGUCAAUCUGAACAGAUUGAAGCACUGGCCUGGACUGAUGAAAUACUGAUACGUUUUAGAGAGAACACGUUUUUAGUAUUAUUUUAAAUGCCUCAUUUGUAAAAAAGCACGAUGUGAUAAGUCAUAAAUUCAAACAUAUGGCGAGGUAUAAGAGCGUUCAUCACGCAGAAGUCUGAGGCAUGAAGCUUUCACAAAUUUUGCAUACUAAGGUGGGUCUUCGAAUACCGGUCAAUGCAAAAAUAUCAUAGAUUUUUUUUUAUCUUUUUGCGAAUAUCCAAUUAGAACUUAGAUAAAAUCUUGCUACUUCGCGACAUGCAUAAGUUUUAACUUAAAAAUACAGGAUAUUUUGAGAUAUUUUUGCGUAAACGGAUAUUGACGUAUGGUGUUUGAAGCACCACCCACUAGCGAACCCAGUUUUGUCUUGUUUAUUUUUAUAAAUGAUGGAAUGUCAUCUCAUUAACUGUAAUCAAAUAUUUGUCGUUUCUUGGCAAUUGGAAACAAUGUAAUGGUAAGAAAGUUGAAAAUGUUGGAAUUUUAGGAUUUAGAAAAAUUGAAAUGUUUAGUUGUUGCGAAAAAGACAAUAAAAUAGUGGCAUGUUGA